AUGGCUUCCCGAACGCUUCCCUCUGGCUGCGGGUUCUGCGGCAGCAUGAAAAACCUCAAACGAUGCCCAAAGUGCACUGUGAUGCCAUAUUGCAGUCCCGAGAACAGGACCACGGAUCAUCCUAACCAUGAACAAGACUGUAACCGCAUCAGAUACUCCCGAGGAUGUGGACUAAUUGAGGAAAUCAACCACGAGGAAGCGAUUGUGGCUCAGCUCGACGAGAGCUUUAAAAUCCUGGGACACUGCUUAUCUGAAGAGGAAGGUACGAAGUUAGGUCUACCGGGCCAAAUCCCACAGAUGCUGCUUCGUCUGGGAAAAAACGAGGAUUGUUAUGCCUUUUUGUGGGAUUCGAGUCAUAUGAUUGCCUUCACGCUUUUGAAGAUAAGGUUGGCUUUGAAUUUACAGAGGAUGAAGGAGUGUGAAGCUAUUGUGGGACGUAGGGUCCCCACGGAGAUUCUUUUCAUGAUUCAGUCAUUUAUACCCCAGACCGAGAUUAUUUCUGGCCAUGCGGGGCUUUUGAAGAGCAGUGCUCGAAGGGUCAUAAUACGGCAAUUAGAUGUCCAGAUUGAACAAUUGUACCAAAGGAUCAAAAAGGAUACUGUUGUUUCUGGCUAA
This is a messenger RNA of Aspergillus sclerotioniger CBS 115572, 615 nucleotides long. RefSeq lists its product as uncharacterized. Lineage: Eukaryota; Fungi; Ascomycota; Eurotiomycetes; Eurotiales; Aspergillaceae. The transcript has 2 exons. The coding region runs from base 1 to 615 and encodes 204 amino acids. The record is from RefSeq and is a predicted model, not a curated record.